AUGUCGUCAAGCGGCGAUAUCCAGAUCCCAAACCGCCUCCCGCUGCUGCUGACCCACGAAGGAGUCCUCCUCCCGGGCUCCACCGUCCGCUUCAGCGUGGACUCCCCACGGAACAUGCACCUGGUCCGGCAGCGUCUGCUGAAGGGCACCUCGCUGAAAAGCACCAUCAUCGGAGUGAUCCCCAACACCAAGGACCCCGAGCAGGACUCCGGCGACCUCCCAACUCUGCACAAAAUCGGGACGGCGGGGAUCGCGGUGCAGGUGGUGGGCAGCAACUGGCCCAAACCUCACUACACCCUCCUCAUCACCGGCCUGUGCCGCUUCCGCGUGUCAAGUCUGCUGAAGGAGCGGCCCUUCGUCCUGGCUGAGGUGGAGCAGCUGGAUAAACUGGAGCAGUACACGACUCCGGCAGCUCCGGGUCCGCCGGCAGACGAUGGAGAGCUGGGCGAGUUGUCCCACAAGUUCUACCAGGCUGCAGUGCAGUUGUUAGGUAUGUUGGACAUGUCCGUUCCAGUUGUGGCCAAGUUCAGGCGCCUGUUGGACAGCCUGCCCAGGGAAGCGCUGCCUGAUGUGGUCGCCUCCAUGAUCCGCACCUCCAACAAGGAGAAGCUGCAGGUUCUGGAUGCGGUGAGUUUAGAGGAGCGCUUUAGGAAGGCCCUGCCGCUGUUAACCAAGCAGAUCGAGGGGCUGAAGCUGCUGCAGAAAACCAGGAAGCUGAGCCCUGACAAUGAGAAGAAGGUGUUGUCAGUGCGUAAAGGCGGAGUGUUCCCGGGCCGGCAGUUCAACCUGGACGAGGAGGACGAGGACGACAACGGAGACGACACCGCAGCUCUGGAGAGGAAGGUUCAUGAAGCCAACAUGCCUGAAGCUGCUUACAAAGUUUGCCUGAAAGAGCUGAAGAGACUGAAGAAGAUGCCUCAGUCCAUGUAUCAGACCAUGCCGGAGUACGCACUGACACGGAACUACCUGGACCUGAUGGUGGAGCUGCCAUGGAGCAAAAGCACAAAAGACUGUCUGGACAUUCGAGCUGCUCGCACCCUGCUGGACAACGACCACUAUGCCAUGGACAAGCUGAAGAGACGUGUCCUGGAGUACAUCGCCGUCAAACAGCUGAAAACUUCUCUCAAGGGCCCCAUCCUCUGCUUCGUUGGGCCUCCUGGAGUCGGGAAGACGAGCGUGGGACGCUCCCUUGCUAGGACCCUGGGCAGAGAGUUUCAUCGCAUCGCUCUGGGCGGCGUCUGCGACCAGUCCGACAUCCGAGGACACAGGCGCACAUAUGUAGGAAGCAUGCCUGGUCGCAUUAUCAACGGCUUGAAGACCGUGGGAGUCAAUAAUCCAGUCUUCCUCUUGGAUGAAGUGGACAAACUGGGGAAGAGCCUGCAAGGAGACCCUGCAGCCGCUCUGCUGGAGGUCCUGGACCCGGAGCAGAACCACAGCUUCACGGAUCAUUACCUCAACGUGGCAUUUGACCUCUCACAAGUGCUCUUUAUUGCCACUGCGAACACCACGGCGACCAUCCCCCCGGCUCUGCUGGACCGCAUGGAGGUGCUCCAGGUGCCAGGCUACACACAGGAGGAGAAAGUGGAGAUCGCUCACCGUCACCUGAUCCCAAAUCAGCUGGAGCAGCACGGGCUGACUCCUCAGCAGCUGCACAUUCCUCAGGACACCACACAGGAGAUCAUCGGCAGCUACACCCGGGAAGCAGGCGUGCGCUCUCUGGAGAGGAAGAUCGGCGCGAUCUGCCGAGCCGUGGCAGUGAAGGUCGCCGAGGCCCAUAAAGUCACCAAGACGGAGACGCCCGAGAGCAGCAUGCUGCAGGAGGACAACGCAGACCUGCCAGAAAUGCCGAUAGUGAUCGACCACAAUACCCUGAGAGACAUUCUGGGACCUGCUGUGUUUCAGAUGGAGGUCUCGGAGCGGCUCACCCUGCCCGGCGUGGCUCUGGGCCUGGCCUGGACGCCGCUCGGCGGGGAGAUCAUGUUCGUGGAGGCCAGCCGGAUGGAGGGAGAGGGUCAGCUCACUCUGACGGGGCAGCUGGGAGACGUCAUGAAGGAAUCUGCACAUUUGGCCAUCAGCUGGCUGAGAGGGAACGCCAAGAACUACCAGCUCACCAACAUGGCCGGGGCUCCAAAUCCUUUAGAGGGGACGGACAUCCACCUCCACUUCCCCGCCGGAGCCGUCACCAAGGACGGCCCCUCUGCCGGCGUCACCAUAGUAACCUGCCUGGCUUCCCUGUUCAGCGGCCGACUGGUCCGAUCAGACGUGGCCAUGACCGGAGAGAUCACCUUAAGAGGGCUGGUGCUGCCUGUGGGCGGGAUCAAGGACAAGGUCCUGGCGGCGCACCGGGCCGGAGUGAAGCGCGUCAUCCUCCCCAAACGGAACGAGAAGGACCUGGAGGAGCUCCCGGCCAACGUCCGAGCGGACCUGGACUUCGUGACGGCCGCCAGCCUGGAGGAGGUGCUGAACGCCUCCUUCGACGGGGGCUUCCCGCUGAUUCGCCCUCAGCUGAGCAGCAGACUGUAGCGAACUGGAAACGCAGGCGGAGCGGGAUGCAGGAGAGGAGGGCGAUGCCCAGAGGAUGCUGAAGAGCCGUGAUGUUGAUCUUUAACUGCGUCCAGGAGAUUAUUUUCAUAAUGAAAAGAUGAUUUUUAGGCUCGUGAAGCUGCGGUUGAAAACACACUACAGAUAUUUUUAUCGUUCUUCAUGCGCGUUUCCACCUGACUGCAGAACAUCUGAAUGAAAAUCCAGCCGCAGCCGAAUGCAGAACUACAUUAUCUCAGUAGCCCGAGAAGCCGAUGUGAAUUUAUUAUCACUCACAAUAAAUAAUGCUCUUGAAAGCAAGCCGUACAGAAAGUAGAGUCUGCGGAAGAGAAUUUGAUUUGCGACACGUUGGCAGCAGAUGUGGAGUCGUCGAUGCGGUGAGACGGUGUUGAGCAGCAGCAGCACGCAUCGACCCGGUCAGUCUGGAAGAGCUGCAGAUCAAAGCGUGUGUACGCCAGCGCGUGCGUGUGCGCGCGCCAGCGCGUGUGCGCACGUGAGAGACGGGCUUCAGUCACGCCUCAGAAUUUCAGCUAACUGUUGAAUGUUUUCUGUAACUUGCAGAUUUUUGGCUCGUUGAGUGUCUCUGCACUUUUAAUAUUAAUUUCUUUGGUCUGAUUUUGUCAGGAAACAAAAGAAAUAAACUAAUUAGAAGAAUUAAUCAAAACAUGUUUGGAUUAUUUUCUUAUAUUAACCCUGCUUGUUGACAUUAAAUCUUCAACUAGUGGAAAGCCCGUGUAUUUCUUCUUUAAAUGGUGAUAUUUGCAAGAAUGUGCAUUUGUGGGAUGAGCAAAGGAGAUGAAAUGCUCUUACUUUGAGGAUACCGGAUGAUUGAAAUAUGGAUUUAAAAAAAAUUGCUUCUAUUAUAUUAGCAAUGUGUGAAUUUCCCAAACAGAACGUGGAAGUCCUCACACUUAGAGUACAACUUCUGAAAUGUAUUCAUUUGCAAAUUCCAAAGUGUUUUUUAUCUGUGUUGAUUUGGAAAGACUUGGGAUUCGGCCUUUUUUACUCCAACUUGAUAUAAACCGGGAAGAAGAGAAGAUGUAGAAAAAGAAUUAGAAUAAAAGCAUGCAGCAAGCCGUCAUCAGAACCUCUCAGGCCUGCAGGAUCACGGGUCUUUUACUGUUUUCACAUGUUGCACGUGUCCGUGGUGGUUACAGCCAGAGACGCUUCGCCGCUGUCCGCCCUCUUGGCGGCAGCCUGUGAUUGGGUUGCUCUGCGUUCACCUUCAUGAUCUCCCCUUCAAAUAUGUAGGAAUCCAGCGGUGAUUUCAUCUCGCUGGACUCUCUCGUGUCCCGUUUCAUAUGAGCUGCAGAAACCUGACAUGUGAGUCAAAGGUUCGUGAAGUGGCUGCUUUUCACUGUUUUAAACACGCAGGAUGAAACUGCUUCAGUGUGCAGCCGAACAGCAGGAAAUAUUUAAAUAAUAAUAGUAAAAAAAAAAAAAGCAUCUGAGGCACAGAUGUGCUUCUCUUCCCUCUUCACCACCUAUAGGGAUUCAAUAUGAAACACUGUGUUCAGUGAUUUUUUUUCUUCUUCUUGUUUAGACAGAAAGAAUAAAGCAGUAAGGAGCCUGGAAGAUAAACUGUCAGGGUGAAUUUAUUUAAACAUACAAGCUGAAAGCGGUUUCCACCUGGAAGCAUCGGUACAACGUGAAAGUUCAAUUUCCAGAAUCUGUCUUAUUAGUGUUCAUGUCUGUAUCUCUGUGUGUAGCUGUGUUUGUUAUUUAUGUUGGUUUGAGUGAAGAAUGUUUUUAAUUCUUUUGGAUAGAAUUAUGAUCUGUUAUUGAUAAAUAAAUCAUUUGAAUUGUUAUAAGAUUUGAGAAAGCAAAAGAAAAAAAAUCUUUGUGGCCCCUUAACUAAAAUAAGCCUUUAAAUGAGGGUAUAUAAGCAUCGAAAACAUUGUAAACAUGAAGGAAAGUUGAACUUUUCACUCAUUUCUGUCUUUUAUUACAGCACCUGU
Molecule: messenger RNA, 4499 nt
Organism: Salarias fasciatus (jewelled blenny)
Lineage: Eukaryota; Metazoa; Chordata; Actinopteri; Blenniiformes; Blenniidae
Gene: lonp2
Product: lon peptidase 2, peroxisomal
Exons: 17
Coding region: 1-2523 (840 amino acids)
Biological process (GO): protein quality control for misfolded or incompletely synthesized proteins; protein catabolic process
Molecular function (GO): ATP hydrolysis activity; serine-type endopeptidase activity; ATP binding
Source: RefSeq, a predicted model, not a curated record